UCGGCAUAUGCUUUCUGGCAACCGGGUUGUAAAGGUCGGAUCGUUAUAUUUAUUGUUCUUAUCAUGCCCCAUUUAGCAUGUCAUAUAUGAAAAUGAAUGAAUGGACACCAAUAGCAAAGGAUUAUGACCCUCUCAAAGCAGGGAGUAUUGAUGGUACUGAUGAAGAGCCCCAUGAUCGUGCUGUGCUUAGGGCUAUAUUGGCCCGUUAUGUCCCAAACAAAGGUGUUAUUGGAGACCCACACCUAACUCUCUAUGUAGCCAGAUUAAGCCAGCAGACUACAGAGGAAAAACUAAAGGAAGUAUUUUCUCGUUAUGGAGACAUCAAAAGAAUUCGAUUGGUGAGGGAUUUUAUAACUGGCUUCUCAAAAGGCUAUGCAUUCAUUGAGUACAAGCAAGAAAAUGCAAUAAUGAAAGCACACAGAGAUGCAAACAAGCUUGUGAUUGAUCAAAGAGAAAUAUUUGUGGACUUUGAACUGGAAAGAAAUCUUAAAGGAUGGGUUCCUCGCAGGCUUGGAGGAGGAUUUGGGGGUAAGAAGGAAUCUGGACAGCUAAGAUUUGGUGGCCGUGACAGGCCUUUUAGAAAGCCUAUCAAUUUGCCAAUAUUUCCCCAUCCGUUUAACUCCGAAGGACGUGGAGAGAGGAGGCCAAGAUCUCGUUCCAAAGACAGGUCUCAUGAUUGGAGAGAGCAGAGAAGAGAUUAUGGAAGGGAUAGGGGAAUAAGGCGACAGGAUAAAGAGAGGCCUUAUACAAAGGAUGACAAAGAACACAAUUCAGAGCAUACCAAGAGAGAAAGAAGCAGAGAGCGGACAAGAAAUGAUAAAGACAGAAAUAGAAAAGACAGCAAAAGGGAGAAAAGCAGAGAGAGAAAUUACAAAAAACACAAAUAAUGAGCAUAACCGGUAGCAAGAGAAUAAAAAGCAAAGUUUCCUGUUGGUUUCCUUAGCAUUAUGGCCGCAGCUGAGUAUGGAAAAGCUGCAUGUGACUAUGACUACCACAGAUUUGUAAUUAUUACAGCUAUUUUUUUCCUUUGAAGGAGCAUUAACAUUAAAAAGUAAGAAUUUACUUACACUUAAAAUUUAUAUCUGUUGGUCUAGCACCUACAUAUAAUUCUUCUUGGCUAUUUUAUGUAGGGGCUGAGGGGUUUUUAGUCUACAUUUCUGUCUAGCCAUAAAUGACAUUUGACCCUUUUAUCUUCCUGUGCAACAAAUAAACCCAUUGUAUUCUACACA
Molecule: messenger RNA, 1229 nt
Organism: Xenopus tropicalis (tropical clawed frog)
Lineage: Eukaryota; Metazoa; Chordata; Amphibia; Anura; Pipidae
Gene: snrnp35
Product: small nuclear ribonucleoprotein U11/U12 subunit 35
Exons: 2
Coding region: 78-887 (269 amino acids)
Cellular component (GO): nucleus; spliceosomal snRNP complex
Molecular function (GO): RNA binding; nucleic acid binding
Source: RefSeq, a predicted model, not a curated record